AAGGUCAUGGAUUUGUUCGGUCCAGAAAGACGAAGAGAGCCUGUUUACUGGCUUCGGUAUUGUCGAAGAUAGUCGGAAAGGCCAUUACUCUUGCAAGCACAGAGCGUUGAUUGUGCGCAAUGUCAGCGAAACGAGUCAAGAACCCUGGACUUCGUCGAGAGCGCAGAAGUGUUCCCGUUCCUAUUUUUGGUGCGGCCGCGCCAUUGAUCUCAGAAUCCGGCGCCAUGAUCGAUGCAGCUUGGAACGUUGAAUGGCUUGUACGCGUUGUGGGUGCCUUGGAAAUGCAACAUGUAACUCAGAAAGCAAACGCGUUACUGCCUUUCGAGGAUUUCUAUACACUGGUAAAAAAAGUGGGCCGAACAUGGAACCCCAGUGUCUCGACAAUAAUCCAGCAAUCCCCUACGCCCAGUCCUAAGAAGCUUUACGAAUAUUCCGAGCCAGAAAAAGUUUUGUAUGAUCUGGUUUGCGCUACCGACAACGUAUUGUACAAACUUGGUUUUGAGUUGUCUAGUGUAGCUCGAACCUGGGAAGCUGCUUCCGAUGAAAGGAUUUGGUGUUUGGAGCGGCUGAUGUUUGAUGGAAAUCGCCUGCAGGAGCUCCAUAAGCUUGCCACAAAGACUAAGAUAAGCAAGCUGACAAGUGACUCAGCGUCGCGUGCUAUUCUCCAGCAUCGCGAAGCGCAGCGAAUUAAGAACGAGCAGAGUGUCACGACCUUUCAUAGUGUUUCACAGCCCAAGCAGCUGGAUGCAGUUAUUCUAGCAGGAAUGUCGCUGGAAGAGCGAGUACGCGCUCGGGCGGAAGCGAAACAAGUAAACCAAGCCGCAGUACAAGGUGCCGCGGUCGCUGAUGACUCAAAAUCAGAUCGUGAAUGGUUGGUCCGAUUGGCCGACGCCUUAUGGGCGCAUUCACAAAACUUUUUUCAUAGUCACCUGCAUACUCCUCUUCUACUUAACAAGAGAAAGAAGGCCUCAAACUGCGUGAUGACACUCAAAGAUGCGGUGAAUCUUUUAAGUCUAUCCUCCGCAAAGAGCAGUGGUCUUAUCGGUCGCGGUGGAAGCCUUUCCAAGCGGCAAGUUAUGGAUGCCGUACAAGACAUGUGUCGGAUGGCACCGGACUGGAUUCACAUUUCCGAAGGCUCCAACGGCUUACUCUCGCCUGAUUCGACCGUUUGGAUAAAACCGGCUGACUUCGGUUCGGUACGAAUUCGACUUGCGGGUAGGAACGCGAACAAGCAGCCCGCUACAGAUUUACCCGAAACCACCAUAUCUACCACACCGAAUACAAGCAAUUGUUUCAAGGAUUCGACUGCUGCGAAACUGCCUGCAUACACUAAGCUUACAAAUUCCACCCCGCAUUCGUCUGUAGCCCAGGACGAAUUAAACGGUGAGCUAGUUGCCACCGACGUCAGACUCAAACGGCCGACUGAAUCGGUAGGUGAGAAACGAAUGAAUUCACAAGAGGCUGAAGGCUUUUCCCUGCACCCAGCCAAGAAGCGAAAGAUUCUACGCAUUAAUCCCAAUUUAAUCUUUACUGAUGCUGAUUAUGACGGAGGGGACGUUAUCGACACAUCUUCUUUCGAGAGUCCUCGCGGCCUGAAAUAUCUUUUUCUUCGCAUGAACGCUGGAGAACGGAUUUAAUCUAUAAAAAGCCCCUUUGUCGUCAA
Phaeodactylum tricornutum CCAP 1055/1 is the source of this 1663-nucleotide messenger RNA. RefSeq lists its product with no specific name. The record is from RefSeq and is a predicted model, not a curated record. Lineage: Eukaryota; Bacillariophyta; Bacillariophyceae; Surirellales; Neidiaceae. The transcript has a single exon. The coding region runs from base 120 to 1637 and encodes 505 amino acids.